Zasmidium cellare ATCC 36951 is the source of this 2670-nucleotide messenger RNA. RefSeq lists its product as uncharacterized. The transcript is spliced from 2 exons. The record is from RefSeq and is a predicted model, not a curated record. Gene Ontology annotation, molecular function: protein serine/threonine kinase activity; ATP binding. Bases 1 to 2670 code for a protein of 889 amino acids. NCBI's taxonomy places the organism in Eukaryota, Fungi, Ascomycota, Dothideomycetes, Mycosphaerellales, Mycosphaerellaceae. Gene Ontology annotation, biological process: protein phosphorylation; intracellular signal transduction. Gene Ontology annotation, cellular component: cytoplasm.
AUGCCACCGGCCAGGACACAGGCCGAGUUUGAAGCGCAGGAACAAAGAAACAAGCUCGCCAAUUCAUACCAGUCCCUCCUUAGCGAAUUCUCCUCUCCCGACCUACAUAGCGUUGGCAAUUACUCUCUGGGCCGACUGAUCGGCAAGGGCAGCUUCGGCAAGGUCUACCUCGCCCAGCACAAACUCACCAAUGGAUCGAAGGUCGUCCUCAAGUCCGCCAAAAAAGACGAUGCCAACCUCGCGCGAGAGAUCCACCACCACCGACAGUUCCUACAUCCACACAUCGCAAGGCUUUACGAGGUGAUAGUUACCGAGAAUUUGGUAUGGCUGGUGUUGGAGUUUUGCCCGGGAGAUGAGCUGUACAACUACUUGCUCAACCAUGGUCGCAUGCAGGCGGAUAAGGUGCAGAAGAUCUUUACACAACUGCUUGGUGCUGUGAGCUAUGUACACGCAAAGGGCUGUGUACAUCGAGACUUGAAGUUGGAGAACAUCUUACUGGAUAAGCAUGAGAAUGUCAAGCUGGUGGACUUCGGCUUCACGAGGGAAUACCAGGGCAGCACGAGCUAUUUGCAAACAUGGUGUGGGACAGUAUGUUACAGUGCGCCAGAGAUGCUCAAGGGCGAGAAGUAUGCUGGAGAGAAAGUCGACGUAUGGAGUCUGGGCAUCAUUCUGUACGCACUCUUGUGUGGAGAGUUGCCCUUCGAUGAAGACGACGAUGGCGCUACCAAGGCAAGGAUCUUGAAAGAGGACCCUCAGUAUCCGGAGUACUUGCCAGAAGCUGCUAGAGAUCUGAUCAAGAAGCUUCUCUCGAAGAGGCCGCUUCUCAGACCGUCCCUCAGCGACAUUUUGAAGGACCCUUGGCUUUCCGAGCAUGCACCCCAGCAGCAGGAGAUACUCAAGCUACAGCAACCAGCGCCAUUCACAACACAACUGGAGAAGGAUGUGCUCCAGCGAAUGCGCAGCGCCGGAGUGGAUAUCGAUAUGGUGAUUGAGCACGUUCUGGCGCAACGCUGCGACUCUUUGGCCGGCUGGUGGGCAUUGUUGUUGGAAAAGGAACAGCGCAAGGAGAGAAGGAAGGAGAGAAAGCGCAAAGAACGUGAGGCCGAAGCCAAGUCAAUACGAAGAUUGAGCGCUGCUAGUGGCAGGCUCCUUGCUCAGAGUAACCUUGGCGAGAUUCACGAGGGAGAAGAGCAUGCAAUCUCGAAUUCUCCACGAUCACGAGGGAGAAGGCUGGAGCGUGUUAAUGGCAACGCUUUGCAAGCGCCAGAUCUUCCGAAGGUCAUGGAGACGAAAUCGCCGACACCAGAAGGAGAGAAACCGAAGCCAAGUGAGAUUCGAGUGUCUGACAGCAGGUCGAGAAGUAGGCCGCGACCGCCGCCGAAGGAUUACUCUGGUCAAGUGGUGCGCCCUCGCAGUCAUCGAGCUUCAUCACGAGGCAGUCAAAGCAUGCUUCGCGUUGUUACCAACAAUCCCGACCUACUGAGUCCAUCAUAUGUGCCGCCUCCACAGAGAAAGCGGCCAAAGUUUUAUCCACAGCCCUUGAAGCAGCAGCUGGCAUGGGUGAAGCAUUUCUUCAAGGAAGGUACCAUCAAGCGCAACAAGUCACCUGCCAAUAGCGAGGAGAAUAAGAGCAGCCAGAAUACCAAGGACGUCCCAAACGGUAAGCCCGGCCAGGAGAGAGGCGAUCUUCGACAACUACAGCGCACUUCGACAGCUCCUGGAAACCAGCUCAGACGUAAAUCAAUCGGUCAGCAACGGCCUGAACUUCAAAGCAGAUCUACGGUUCCGGCACGGCCUCGUAUAAAUACCACAUCCUCGACUGGGAGUGGUGCCAGUAUCCGAGCAGGAAAACGAGCGAGUCUCAGCCCACACACUUUGACGCCGCACUCGUCCUAUCGACGAUCGUCAGCUGGACUUCGAGGUCGAAAGUCUACUUCAUCUUCGGUCUCCUCGAUUCGUAGCACGUAUCAAGGUGGCCACCAGCGGACGCAGUCGAAAACGUCGAGCACGUCGAGUGCCUCGAUUGCUUCACCAUCCGGAAUGUCGUCCACGUCAGGGUCUCGGCUCGGCAGGUCACCGCACAGUUCUGUCAAGGUUCUUCCCUCUACUCCCACCAACAGCACUUUUCCCUCUAGUGUCAGGUUCCAGAGGCGACCGCCACCGUCAGACAUUGGUACCUUGCCAACAUUAGGUACGGAAGCGAAGAGCGCUUUUGGAUCGAUGCCUCCUCCCUCGUCGCCUGGCUUACCUGUCUUCGCACGGCGAAAGCGGUCCGUCUUCAAAGGACCGAUGAGCGGCUCUCCACAUGGCCGAACAGCUGGCGCAAAUGGCAGCAGGUCUGCCAGUGUGCAAGGUCGACCAAGUGGUGAGAUGAUGCCAGGUGUCGAAGAAGAAGACGAGGAAGAAGACAUGGAAGAGUAUGAAGAAGUCGAUCACUUUGGCCCAGAGCUACAGAUCACGAGUGGCGAGGCACCGUCUGAGAUGGAACCUGACACAGAGCCUGUGAGUCCGCUAAGCCCGCUGCCUGGUCAGGAAGAAGAAAACCCACUGGGAGCUGCGAACUCCACUGGCAGCGUACCCCUCACGGCGGAGGCGCUCGCUAAGCUGGGUGAAGAAGAAGACAAGAAGGAGGCUCAGGAGGCUAAGAAAGACCCAGAAAAGGCAGCCUGA